Messenger RNA from Uranotaenia lowii, 8189 nucleotides. RefSeq names its product protein sax-3-like. The transcript is spliced from 17 exons. Gene Ontology annotation, biological process: cell-cell adhesion; axon guidance. The record is from RefSeq and is a predicted model, not a curated record. Gene Ontology annotation, cellular component: plasma membrane; axon. Bases 2227 to 6720 code for a protein of 1497 amino acids. NCBI's taxonomy places the organism in Eukaryota, Metazoa, Arthropoda, Insecta, Diptera, Culicidae. Gene Ontology annotation, molecular function: protein binding.
CCGUCGUGGUAGCAUAAAUAUAUAAUUCGUGUGGAGCGUGUACGUUACGAACGACGGUCUUCGAAGGUCGUUUCGCCGCUUAUGAAUCGAUCGUAGAUUUGAUUGAGAGGUGUUCGCUUUUCGGGGGAAACAUGACGACGACGACGACGUCGAGGUGUGUGCGUGCGUGCGUGUUCGGUCCUGGAUGGUCCCGGUGAAUCCUGGAAGCGUUCCUACGUUUUUGGCCUGGCUGCUUGCCAUCAAACCCAUCAACGAACGUCGAAAACGGUACUUGCGCGUAGUGGCGUCGUGGUGCGUUUGUUCGCGAACACGUUUUUGUGUAUCCUGGAGGCGGUAACGAGAAGAGGGGCAGGGAAAAAGGACCUUCCGGGCACCACCCUUCCUUUUUCCAACUUCUCGCGUGCGUCGCAAACGCUUCGUCCUUCUUCGGUGGAGUUUGGCGUUUUGAAUUUUCGGCUGACGGGUUGAUGGUUGGUGGAGUUUUCGACAACCCGACGAAUAUUUCUGCCCACAAUACAGGAUCCUGGCCCGUUUUUUUUUUUCAACUCUACUCGAAGGCAUCAACUGUAAUCGAAUUCUAUCUGUGACUGGUUAAGUGAAACGGUGAUUGUGUAAAAACCAUAAGUUUCUCAAACAUAAAAAAUUGAGAUCAAUUUUCUGAAAAAUAAUUCUGAAGAAAAUUGAAACAUCUUCAAUAGGGAGAUAAAAAAGAUGAUCGUUCAGUGCUGAUCAAGUGAUAGCCCUCUGAAAAAAGCUCCCAGUUAAGCUAAGAUGAGCAGCAAAGCAAACAAAUAAAAAAGGCCAAAGAUCUAUCAAGAUAAGCCGAACAGCCAAACGAUCGAAAAGAGAUCUUCAAAAACCAUCAACAUCGCAACAGCACAAUGAUCAUCAACGACCCGAGAAAAAAAGGGCACCGCAACGAAGUGUUAAUGAAGAAAUUAUAUGCUCAUUGAUCGUGUUGUUUUUUGGUAAGGAGGAAUCAUCCCCCCUUUCCCUAAGUCGUGCAGUCUUCAAAAGGCGUUGAGUGAGUCGAGGGUUUUUUUUUCUCGAAGCGUGUAAAAUAAUCAUAACCUGGCGCAGUGAUUGUGGCAACGAUUAGUUUAAUGAAAAAUAAAAUUUGGCACUGCACCCUGAAAGCAAAAGUUGAAAAAAAAAAAGCCGAAAAAAAGUGUUGAAUCUAGCUCCAAGGGGAAUAAAAAGUGGGUCAUCAUCAACCACAGAAAAAUGUUUCUAGUGAUCUUGGCGUGAGGAUCAUUAAAAUAUCUCUCAAAGGGGGGAAAUAUUUCGAGUGUCCCUUGAGAAGCGGUGAAGCUAUGGGGUUCAGAUAAAUUGUAGUGAGAAUAGCUACAUAAAUAAUAACCUUUGAGCAGUUUUUGGUAGAUGUUUUUUUCCCCAUCAACAAACUGUUUUGGGUAGGAUCUGCCACGUUUAAAUAUCAAGACCAGAAUCCACCAUGGCAGCACCUUUUCCUAUCGUUUUCACAUCGUAGAAGAUCUUCGGCAGCAUUCACACGGCAGCAUAAACAGAGACACAAAUAAGAAGCAAAAAAAAAUAGUCAUCCGACACCAGUUAAUAUGUGGGAAAACAUGAUCAUUAUCUAAAUCUCAUCUCAUUGUGUUAUUAUUAGCGCAAGUUUGCUGUCCACCAAAAUCGGAGACGACACGAACGUCUUUCCGUCAGCUUUUCUCAAAACCAAACGACAAAACUUAAUCGUAUAUGGCCUGAGAAUAUAGUUCAACGACUAUCCGGAGUUCCAGGGUUUCGAUUUGUUUGUGUGUGUUUAGGUGUUAGUGUGCCAUAAAGGAGUUGGCAGGGGAAAAAUUGUGAAGUUCGGUUUGGCCGUUGGCCAAGAUUCCCAGCAAAAAUGAGAGCAGCAAAAAAGUGCCGAUAAUUAGGUGAAAAAGCUAGAAUUAAGAAUCCCAAAAGGCGAACGUGUCGAUUAUUGGGUGCCGGAAAAAUUGAUAGCUUCCUUGCAUCGUUCGUUGUCUUAUUGAAGCAAAAGCAGAAGCAGCAAAAGUUGUUGAAGAGACCACUUGUUGUGUCCGGAAGGUGAUAAUGAAGGUUCCCGACUGCUCUUGGAAAUAAGCGGUGGCGUGAAGUCCUGAUUGAGAUAAGGGAAGAGAAGAGAUCUAACGACGAUCACUAACAAGCUUGUUGGUGGAGUCGUUUUCUGUGGAAAAUUGUGAUUAAGUAGCAGAAGCAGCAAUCAGCAAUCAAAUCAGCAGAAUGAAGGAUUAUCAAUUUAUGGUAUUGGCGGUUGUCCUCUUUGCCACUGUCUGGGUUUCAAAAGCUCAAUUGAGGACACCCCGCAUCACGGAACACCCGAGCGAUGUCCUGGUGCCAAAGAACGAUCCGGUCACGUUGAACUGCAAAGCCGAGGGGAAGCCGGAACCGAAAAUCGAAUGGUACAAGGACGGGGAACCGGUUCGCUUUACGCCAAAUCAUGUCCUGCUUCCGUCCGGAUCGUUAUUCUUCCUGAGGACCGUACACGGAAAAAAGGAACAGGACGGGGGAGUUUACUGGUGUGUGGCCUCGAAUGCGGCUGGCACAACUCAGAGCCGGAAUGCAACGCUGCAAAUAGCAGUUCUGCGAGAUGAAUUCCGAGUGGAGCCAAAAGACACCCGUGUGGCCGCUGGGGAAACGGCCCUCCUUGAAUGUGGUCCUCCACGAGGAAAUCCGGAACCGACCGUGAGUUGGAAGAAGGAUGAAAUGAUGCUGGAACUGAAUGAUUUCCGGUCGAGUAAGGAACCGGCCCGGGUGAGGAUUGUUGACGGUGGAAAUCUACUGAUAAGUGACGUUCGUCCUACAGACGAAGGUCGAUAUCAAUGCUCAGCGCAGAAUAUGGUCGGUUCCCGGGAAAGCGUAUCGGCCAAGCUGACUGUUCAAGUCAAGCCGUACUUUGUCAACGAACCGACGGACAUCACCAUUCUGGUGGGCCAACGGGUCCAAUUCCAGUGCGCCGUGGGUGGAGAUCCUCAUCCGCAGAUUCUCUGGAAGAAGGAAAACGGUCACAUUCCCGUGGGCCGAGCGGAAAUUCUCGAGGAAGACCGCAGCCUGGUGAUUAAGAACGUGGCCCCGGACGAUCAGGGCACCUACAUCUGCGAGGCGCACAACUCAGUCGGACAGAUCAGUGCCAAGGCUCAGCUGGUGGUUAAUUCUGCUCCAUCAUUCAUCAUCAAACCCCUGGACCAACGGGUAAACCUGAAUGGAGUUGUCACCUUCAAGUGCACCGCGUCCGGAAAUCCACCGCCAUCGGUAUUCUGGACCAAGGAAGGUUCCCAAACUCUGAUGUUCCCCAACAACACCUAUGGCAACAUCCACAUCUCCAGCCAAGGCUCUCUGCAGGUUAGAGGUGCCCAAAAAGACGACGAUGGCUAUUUUGUCUGCUCAGCUUUGAGCGUUGCCGGAUCAACUACGAGCCGAGCUUAUCUACAGGUCACCAGUUCGUUCGACAGUGGCCCACCGCCCCUGUUACAGGUGGUUCCCUCGAAUCAAACCCUGCCCCGGGGGAGUGUAGCCAUGAUGCCUUGCCGAGGUUCCGGACCUGCCAGCCCAAAGAUCUAUUGGCGCCGAAAUGCCACCGAUGUAACGGCUCUCGGGGCCCGCUUCUCGAUCGUCCAGGGAGGGACCCUGAAAAUCGAUGAUCUCAAACUCGAAGACUCUGGCUGGUACACCUGUGUAGCAUAUUCAGAGCGUGGCGAAACCUCCUGGAAAGCAUUCCUAUCGGUCGAAAUUAACCCGACAGCAACACUUCAUCGGUCCCACAAUGGGGAUCUACUUCCGGCUGCUCCCUCGGCUCCCAAGGCAGUUAACAUCACCAACAGUAACGUAACUUUGGUGUGGACCAAGGUCGGUUCCGGAGUAUCCCAGCAGGACAAACUGAAAGCCAAUCCGGUCCAAAGUUACACCAUCGAGUACUACAGUCCGGAUCAGGAAAGUGGAGGCUGGGUCCGGGCACUUAAUCGAGUCGAAGGAAAUACAGCCACGAUUACAAAUCUCGCCCCCUCGACGUCCUACAUCUUCGUGGUGAGGGCGGAAAACUCCCAUGGCUAUUCGGCACCCUCGGCCAGUUCCGGACCCAUUCGAACGCUCUCCGGAGACGAUGGAGUGACGAUGCCGGAAGAGCUUGAGACGGCCCGGAUGGUUCUCAAUGGAAAGAUUCUGGAACUGGUCGACGUUGUGGCUGUCAGUUCCAAUUCGGUGCGAUUGGAAUGGCAGCUACACAUUUCUAGUACAGAAGAGUAUAUCGAAGGAUUAUAUGUGAGGUAUCGCGAUCUGACUUCCGGUUCCCAGAAGUACAGUAUGCUAACGAUUCCGAAUAACAUCGCUGAAACGCAUACGAUCACGAAUUUGAACAAAUUCACACGCUACGAGUUCUUCCUUACGCCAUACUUCAAGAACGUGGAAGGUCAACCGAGUAACUCAAAGAUAGUUCAAACGCUUGAAGAUGUUCCCUCGGCUGCUCCAGUGAAUAUUCAAACUGGGAUGCUCAAUUUGACCGCUGGAUGGGUCAAAUGGUCUCCACCACCCCAGGAACAUCUCAACGGAGUUCUGCUGGGGUAUAAAAUUCAGGUUAAAUCAGGAAACUCGUCAAAAACUUUAGCGUCUAUGACGCUUAAUGCCACGACAACUUCCGUAAUGCUGAACAAUCUCACUACUGGAGCCACCUACCGGGCUCAGAUUGUAGCUUACAAUCGAAUCGGAGCGGGACCUUACUCUAAACCAGCAUACCUGGUGAUGGAUCCAGCUCACGUAAUCGCUCCUCCGAGAGCUCACAACUCACUGAGUGAUAUUGGAGGUUACCGGCAUCAAAAUUUCAUGCAUGAAACUUGGUUUAUGAUCUUUGUAGUGCUUGCGCUCUUGCUGAUCUUAACCUUUACGGUUGUUGGGGCAGUUGUGUUCUUCAAGAAGCGUCAAAGCAUGAACAAGGCCAUGGUGACGGUUCCAGUUGUCACCAGUGGUGAUCUUGUCAAUUUGCACAUUGCUCGAAAAGAUUGUCUGUGGAUCGAUCGGGGUUGGCGAUCUACAGACACCGACAAAGACUCCGGAUUGAGUGAGAUGAAGCUUUUGGAGGGGUCUCAGAAUCCCGGCAGCUACACAGACGUAGGCACUGACUACGCAGAGGUUGAUCCAAGGAGUAUCACUUCUUUCUACAACUGUGGAAAGUCACCUGAUAAUCCAACACCCUAUGCGACUACAAUGUUAACCAAUGGUCACACCGUAGGAAAUGGACACCUUCCUUACCAGAAUGGACCUCUUACUCACGAAGCAUACUCAUCAGCAGGAUCCAGUGUUCGAUCGGAUAUCCCUUAUGGUCCAGGACAUCCCAAAGGCUUUGCAAUGCCCUUCAACCACGCCCCAUCUAAUUGGAUAGAUUUCCUUCCUCCCCCACCGGAACACCCACCACCUAUUCCGCAAGCGCUAGAUCAUCAUCUACACUUAAACCACGUGUACCCUUCGGAGCUCGUUGGAACCACAACUAGCUCCCAGGGCUCACGUGGUGGCUCGACCUUGUCCAGCAAUCAAAACGUUUACCACUCGUAUCAAUACGUAGAUCCGUCACUGCUAGGACGCGGCUCCUCUUCCCGGAGCAGCAAUAACGAGCUGCGUAGCCCACCGACUCAGCUGUAUCUGCAGCAAACGCAUCAUCUUCCACCGCCACCGCAUUCAGCAUCAGCACUUCAAAACCCCAGCGAAAUCUACUUUAACGACGAGAUCUACAACAGCCCGGUGAAAUCAUCCAAUGAUCUGCCAAGUCUACAGCAGCAACCUCUCCCUCUUCCACCGCCAUCGCAUCGGAUGCCUAGUUCUUCCUCUGCUUCUUCCGUGUCCUGCUGUCAGUCGGGAAUGGCCUCGCGAUCGGCUAGUGGAUCUAACAGUGGACCCCUGAAACAACUUCAACAACAAGCUCAAUAUCAACAGCCUCAGGACUUCCUGGAGUAUGCACAGCAGCAACAGCAGCUGCAGAUGCAUAAUGGUCAUCAUCAGAAAAGAUUAUGUGGCAGCUGCGAUGCUCUCUCGUCCAACAGUAACGGGCAACAGAUGAAACUGGUAACCUACAGUCAGUCGGGAAGCGAUUCCUAUCAUCCACUGGGAGGUCCACCCCCACUGCUGCACAGCCUUAGCAACGGGGGCAGCUCGUCAAGUGGAGCUGUUCCGAUGGCAGAACUCGGACACAACAACACCUGCUCCUCGGAUGGUUCCGGAAGUCAUCGGAAUGGAACCGGCGGAAGUGGUGCAAGUUCCGGGAGUGGUGGAUUUUCCCACCGGUCCAAAUAUGCCCGUAAAGUGAACGUGAACGUUGAGAAUGCUCUCAACGGUAACUAUCACAGUAAUCAUCAUCAUAACCAUCAUCAGGGUCGCCAACAUCAUCAUCAUCAUCACCAUCAGCAUAAUCAUCAUCCACCGGCUCAUCAUCAUCAGCAGCAGGAGGCAAUCAGCGAGCACGAAGAGACUGAGAACGACAAAAUGCUUGUCAGUAGUUUUAGCACCGAAACCGAGGGCGACGCGACUCUGAGCCUGACGAUGAAUGGCUGUGGCGUCGGGACGCUCGGGCAGGACGAUUGCGAGGAUGACAAUACCUGCUGUUCGUGUAGUGAGGAUGAAGAGGACGAGGGUGAUACUGAUUAUGACGGUCGCCAUGGCUGUAGAGGGACCAUGGACGAUGGAAAUGAGUCGAGUGCGAGCUACCUGUACGAGGAACCGAUUCAGGUUAAGUGAACUUCCGGUGGCCCAGGGAUUUGAGUUGUUGUAGGUGGACACAACCGCGAGAGUUGUUCGGUUGAAAGAUAAGCACACACGCUUUAUGAGCUAGCAGGAAGCAUCUGGGUCGUCGUAAAUGAGGUUAGGUUCAGCAGUACACAGUAAAACGAGCGAGCUCAAGAGCAAAACGGAUGUGGCAGGAUGUUUUUGGCACUAAUUUAUCAGAACCUUGACUGCGAAUUGGGAGCGGGUUUGAAGGUGGAUCUAAAGUUUUAAAUACAUUAUGAUAUCAAUUUUCAUUAAAAACAAAAUCAAGAAAACAGCAAAUACUCUGCUCAACUUUUCGUUAGGUCAUCCAAAUGCUACUGCAUGUGCUAUUCAUCUUUUUUCAUCCAACUAACAAACAAACGCCUAUACAUAAUUCAUAAUCAAACACUGAAUCUGCAACAAAGUUGCAGUUCAAACGCAAUCAAAUUCAUCAUAAUCAUUAAUUCAUAAUUGAACGAUUCAACUUAGCGUAAUCAAUUGGAUGUCGUAUGUAGAGCAAACAGUGAAGAUUUUUUCCUUUCCUCGGUAUGUUUGCAACAGAAAUAGCAAAAACAACAUCAAUCGUUACAGUUGAUCAUGUAUAUAAUAUUGUACCUGUGAUAUUAUUUAUUGUGAUAAGUCAACCGCACUCGAGUGUAAAUUUUAUCAGUAACUCUCUAUGUUAGGUAAAUUCUUUCAGUACUAUUUUCAGAUCUGAUUAUUUAAAUUGGUCAAAAUUUUGAUCAAAAACAUUUACUGUAAAACAAUAAAUCUUUCAAACAAGACAAUUUCAAAUAUGUUGUAAAUAUGUAAAACUAAGUUUAAAUAUAGAUUAUCUCAAACACUGCUCUCUUACCAUCUUAAACAUCUCAUCCCUUAACUUUUUAGUUUUAACGAAGGAAAUGUUUUCCUAACCAAGUCACUAACUAAUAAAAUCAGUAGAGAAGGGAAAUAUUCAACCGAAACAUUAUCAAAUGAACUUAAAACCAAUAACCACUGCUUAACAAUCAAAAAUAUACACACAGCUGCCAUACUCCAAUAAGAAACUUUUUGUAUCAAACCCCACUUUUUACAAAUACAAACAGUAGAUGAAAACAAAUAAUCUCAGUGAAGGAAGAAAUAAGGUAGAACAGUGAAGCGAUUAGCAAAAUGAGCUACAAUCCCGAAUAGAUUGUAGAAAGCUGGCAUCUAAACCACCUAAGUAGUAAAAUUUUAAGGAAAAAAUACCAUAAACCUGCGCAAUACUAAAUUCUCAGAGCUCCCCUUCGGUGAAACGAGGAAAGGGACCGUCUAGUACUGUUUUCUCAAAUAUUUCAAACGAAAAUGUAGCUAAGUCGAGUAGUGUCGAAUAAAUUAUCCAGAAGUGGGACGUUUUAAGAAAGUGUUUUUAUUAUCUGCCCAUUGAAAACUGAAAGUGAAUGUAUAUUUGAAGCAAACGAUCGUAAACUUGUGUAAAUAAA